Messenger RNA from Amoebophrya sp. A25, 3199 nucleotides. The record is from the annotation of a GenBank genome assembly. Lineage: Eukaryota; Dinophyceae; Syndiniales; Amoebophryaceae.
AGAAGACGACUGCUCUUGUAAUUAUGUGAUUGGAUAUUUAAGUAGAUGAUCAAGAACUGGAACUGUUCGUAGAGGUGGAAGAGUUGUCUUCAGUUUAGAAGAGAGACGUCUUCAGUGGCGAAGUAACUGGUUGUAUAAUACAUACUAGGCAACAAGACCACGUUCCAAAGGAGGACGAUCAUCACGAAAAUGCCGAUCGUCUCCGGAGUGCUUGCAUCGCGUCGCAACUCCUUAUGGCCUUCUUGAUUAAUUAUUCCGAUUGUGUUGAAGAAAAAGACACUCCAGAUUCCAAAAGAAACCUUAUCAACAACUUCCUCAAGAGAACUCUCCAACCACUCUAACCUUCCGCAUGACCACUGUCGUCUUCCUGACGACGUGCGUUUUCCUCGCUCAGGGAAUCACUCGUAACGAAGCAAGAGAGGUCAUCACCAGUUGGAAUGGAGAUAACGCUGUUGAAGAUGAUGGUGACGAUGUGGAAGGUGUGAAUGCUUUUGUGCAAGUAGGAGUGGCUUCUAGAACACCCACGAAGGUGUGGCUUGGCGACAAGGAUAAGGUGCGAGCUUGCUUGGAGAAAAUUGGCGCGGAAGUACAAGCGAAGACAACUUAAGAUUGAAGACCACACUUUCUCAGACUCUGUUGGACUUAAAUGUGGCAUAUGAAGAACGCCAAGACGAUUCAUGUUGUCGAAGUAGGUUUGUCCGAUCCCGGUCCCCCUCGUUCCCGUUGAAGACUGAAUAAGAGGACUAACUAUAACAAGAGGACAUUUCUUGCGUUCUAACAGUACUCGUCCAACUCCCGCAAUAUAUGGCUGAAGAAAGUCCUUGAUCUCUUUUCAGCUCUGUCUCUGUCAUAGCAUGCUAAGGGUGGCCGGGCAUAAAAUAUGACAGAUGCGAUACACGACAGAUCAAGAACCUUUGACCAUUCAGUUUCGCCCACUGUCGACACCAGUAAGCUUUUUUUAGCUUCAACAGCAGAAAAACCGCCGAGACUUUUUACCCCGACGGCAGAGGAGGUGCAGGAAAACCUGAUGCAAAUAUGUGGCAAGCAGUUUUCCGAUAACGCACAGUUCCUACAAUUCAUGGCGGACUUGCUCAUAUCUGCUAGAAAGAACGCAUGCGGUUACUUCGAGGUCGAGUGGCCCACUUAAGGCGCGACAUGACAAAAUUUGGAAGACGAUUAGAUACUGAUACGUCGCACUCAUAUUUUUGAUAUGUAGGCAUAGAAGGCUGACUGUUUAAUUCUGAUAUCGGUCCAUUUCCUACUCAUGCUUACGCAAUGCUAUGCCUUGAAGUCGAAAAAAGUGAAGGCCAAGGAGGAGAGGCGAGGCGGAUACUUUUUUCGGGCCCUAUAAGUGUUGAGACUUCAACAGGAGGCAACUAUUGUAGUUAGUGAUAGGCGAACAGGCCAACGCCUAAACCACUACGCCAACGCCUAAGCCACUUGUUCUCAGCUAGUCGCAUCCUUUUAGUGUUAGCCUGAGCAGAUUCGAAAUUCUUCAUCUUCGCAGAGCAUUUCUUCUAAUGAGUGGAGGGGCACGGGUUCCUCGGCUUUGGCAGGACCACUGAUAGCAUUUAUGUGGCCACUUUUCGACUUCUGCAAAAAAAUACUGUCGGAUCUCGUCACUUUGCUUGCCAGGGAUCGCUUCGACGUUCCGGCGGUAGCAGUGGGGGGCCUGAGAAGUAGGGCCCCACUUCUUGGGGGGUCUACUCGUGUUUCGGUGCUUUCGGUUUUUUGCUUUUGUCGGCUCAGAUCUUCUCCGACGCUGAGCACGAAAGACGAAGAGGCGGCGCAAUGAUUGUUGCACCCCGCUGGCCUGUGGUUUUUUAGUGCCGCAAAUUUGUCGGUGUGUGCUCAUAAAUUAUAACUCGCUGAGUUUCUUCUAGGAAUUAUGGCAGCGAUUCCGACAGUAGGAAGUCGACAGAGUCGAAAAGUGGCCCCGUGCAUCCGUAGAAGAAAAGCCUCGACCUCAUGAGGUUCAAACUCGGGAGUUUGGGGGAAGAAGUGGAAUACCUCACAGGGACGGAGCCAAAGGAGCCCUAAGACGGUUCGAAAAGCUGGGCCCUUCGCGUUCUGAUCUAUCGCGGCGUCCCUUAAUUUAGGGGAAAUCGUGACAGAUCGAGAAGCGACGGAUCCGGGGACUUUAACCAUUCACUUUCAAAUGGUCCAGGCUCCUGCCCCCGGUAGUCCUGGCUUUGCGACCCUCUUUGCGGUGGCCAUCAAUCAGCGGGAAGUAUAUCGUGAGGACAGGGUGAAAAGGGCCACCGAUUACCUCAACGGAAGGGUUAUCCCAGCGCUCCUGUUGUGGCACUGGUUUGGCAUUGUCCUUGUCGGCAUGGAUCCAAAAUACGUAAUACACUCCUACUUCUGUACUUCGAAUGUGCUGAAGCAGAGCAUUUCUUUGAAAGAGUGACUAUUUAGAACAAGGACUAGAAAACAAACCAUCCUUCUAUGAUACCGGACCUCAUCAUGUUGAUGAAACUCUGAAAACAGAGAAAAAGAAGAAGAAGAUGCUAGAGAAGACUCCCACAAGUAACUCAUAAAAGGUGGCUCGCUCUCGUGUGUCUUGGGGUUUCCUAAGACACCAAUCUAGUUUUCCUCUGUAUUACAUUCGUCACUCUUUCUCAUCACAGGUAAUGAACUCGAAGAUUGAUAUGUCGCGGCUGCUGCCUCACGCCUCUUUGGAGAAACUCACGAAUGCGCCGGACUUAGUGUAGUACUCUGGCAGAAGAUGAGACGCAUUAUGAAGCAUUCUGAUGAAGCUGGAUUAUUAACUUAAAAGAGAAAGCUGAGCAACAUGCACACUCAUCAUGUCGGAAAGGUAGUACAUGCGUAAAGUUACCAUCUCGAGCCUGACUCACGAACUCCAUAAAAAGUUGUAGAUGGCAUUGAGCCUGACAUCAUCCAUCACGUUUUUUCCCAUUUCUUACUUGUCACUGAGUGGCGAAGACGAUGAAAAUGAAUAUUGAAGAAUCCCUUGAAGAAUUCAGCAUCAUGGAUAAAGAAUAUUGGUCAAGAUUUCUCUUUUUUUCCCUAAUCUGAAUGAAUGUGAAGAAGAUCUGACUAGGAUUGCCUCCUUUUUUACCACACAACGAGAAGUAGACGAACAAGAGGAAGAGAGGCCGAUUUUUAGAGCUGUUCACGGAGAAAGAGGCUCUACUCACGCAAUCAGACGAACCGCUAGUGACAGGCUGCGGCGAGA